UGCAACCGACUUCAUUUGCAGAGUGAAUAACUGCAAAGUAGGUGUCAUUUAUGUGGCACUGCUUUUAAGGUCCUCAUUUCUAUUUCCUUAUACUGAAAGGAAGAUAAAGAGAGCAAAGUAUCAAAUGGAAGAAGAAGUUGGAACAAACGUUGAGAGCUUGGUUCCUCCAAGUCUGAACUCAGAAGAGGGAUCUGAAAGAGAAGAAGAAGUUGAGAAUAAGGUGAAAGAAGAUGAUGAUGAUGAUGAUGUUGGAAAAGAAGAGAAGGAUAGUGGUAGUAUUAUUAACAACUUCAUUUCUUUCAUCACACCGUUGAGUCCAAAACCCUCUCAGCAUGCUGAUGAUGAUGAUGACGGUGGAGAAAAGGGAGGGGUUAUCAGAAAAAUGGUUUCGAGUUUCUUCCAUCAAAGUGAAGCUGAAGAAAGGGUGGUGGUAAGACAAGAGGAGAAGGAGGAAGAAGAAAUCAUGGCUGAUGAAAAAGCCAAACGGUUCAAGACAGAAAAUGGAGGCAUCAUUCAUAACAUUGCUUCUCAUUUGCCUGCUCCAGUAACAGAUGAUGCAGUUCCUACGGCAGAUGAAGCCACUUUCUUAAUUAACUCUCUUGUUCGUGACUAACCAAUGAAGUUCUUCGAUGUCUUUUUUUCUUUUGGGAUUUUUGUUUGGUUGGUUUAUGGUGCCACUUGUAGUUCUUGUUAGUGUGAAUGAUUCGAAAUAGCAGAUGUGGAUUAUUAAUAAUCGCUAUUUGGUCCUUUUCUUUUA
Messenger RNA from Vigna radiata var. radiata (mung bean), 757 nucleotides. RefSeq lists its product as uncharacterized. Lineage: Eukaryota; Viridiplantae; Streptophyta; Magnoliopsida; Fabales; Fabaceae. Bases 125 to 613 code for a protein of 162 amino acids. The transcript is spliced from 2 exons. The record is from RefSeq and is a predicted model, not a curated record.